AUGCUUUCCACAGGCGCAGCCCGCCUGCUGCCCUCUUCUCGGGCUAGCCACAGCCUCUACUUGUUGUGCAACACUGCACGUCUUGCGCAUGGCCAGCUCUCUCAUGGACAUGCAGUCCGAUCCCGGUGUAUCUCUGGGUUGACUUUGACGCCUAAUAUGGGCCGUUCACCCAUUCAGGUGUCAAAGUCUCAGACAUGCUUGACCUUGCUUUCAAAAACAUCCACUCUUACGCAAAAGAGAUGGUCAACAUCGCAAACUCCCGAAGACCCGAAGAACCAGGUCCCUGAAGAACCCAAAUCCGCCACAAAGCGCAUUCUUUCCAAGAUCCCUAUGGGCAAAAGUCACGAGAACAUAUACACCAUCCCUAAUAUUCUCACCUUCUCUCGCCUAGUAGCGGCACCCGUAGUGGGGUAUUUACUUGUCCACGACUACCAUGCAGCUGCACUCUCGCUCUUUGCUUAUGCGGGUAUUACCGAUUUGGUCGAUGGCUGGAUUGCCCGAAAAUACAACCUACAGACUGUCGUGGGAACCAUCAUUGACCCGAUGGCUGACAAGCUACUCAUGACGAUCGGAGUUGCCUGUUUGGCGGUGAAUGGUUCUCUUCCGGUGUGGCUGGCUGUCAUCAUCCUCGGUCGCGAUGUUGGUCUGGCUAUCUCUGCCAUCUACUAUCGCUGGAUCUCGCUCCCUCCUCCCAAGACAAUGGCUCGCUAUUGGGAUUUCUCCCUUCCCUCUGCUGAGGUGAAGCCCACCGAGAUCUCCAAGAUCAACACUGCCCUGCAAUUGGUCCUGGUCGGAACCGCGAUCGGCCUGCCUGUGGUGCCGGAGGCAAUCAUCAGCUCUUGGCAUUUGAGUGAGGCCAUGACUGGAUUCCAGUAUCUCGUCGCGGCUACCACCAUCUGGUCAGGCAUGAGCUACGUCUUCUCGAACAAUGCGGUCAAGAUCUUGACCAAGGAGGAGAUCCAGAAGCGUAUUGCACAGGCGGAGACAAAGCGUAAGCAUUAA
Molecule: messenger RNA, 1002 nt
Organism: Penicillium subrubescens
Lineage: Eukaryota; Fungi; Ascomycota; Eurotiomycetes; Eurotiales; Aspergillaceae
Product: cardiolipin synthase
Exons: 5
Coding region: 1-1002 (333 amino acids)
Biological process (GO): cardiolipin biosynthetic process
Cellular component (GO): membrane; mitochondrion
Molecular function (GO): cardiolipin synthase activity
Source: RefSeq, a predicted model, not a curated record